CAAGCUGCACCCUGGGCGCCCUGUACUGGGCCUGUUUCCGCAAUGACACUGCCCAGCUCCAAGCCAUGCUGGAUGAUGGGGUCUCCCCAGAGGAGGCCACCCAGGUGGACAGCAAUGGGAGGACAGGCCUCAUGGUCGCAUGCUACCAUGGCUUCCAAAGUGUUGUGGCCCUGCUCAGCCGUUGUCCUUUCCUGGAUGUGAACCAGCAGGACAAAGAAGGAGACACAGCCCUCAUGCUGGCUGCCCAAGCAGGCCAUGUGCCUCUGGUGAGUCUCCUGAUCAACUACUAUGUUGGCCUUGACCUGGAGCGCCGGGACCAGCGGGGGCUAACUGCGCUGAUGAAGGCCGCCAUGCGGGACCGCUCCGAAUGCGUGGCUGCCCUCCUCAUGGCAGGUGCUGACCUGACUGCAGUGGAUCCUGUCCGGGGCAAGACAGCCCUGGAGUGGGCAUUUCUGACCGACAGCUUCGACACGGUGCAAAGGAUCAAGCAGCUGCUGCGGCGGCCCCAAGUGGAGCAGCUCAGCCAUCAUUACCAGCCUGAGUGGCCAGCCUUGCCCGGGCUUGUGGCCCAGGCCCAGGCUCAGGCCGCCCCGUCUUUCCUAGAACGACUUCAGGCCACCUUGAGCCUCCCCUUUGCGCAGUCUCCUCAGGAGGGGGGUGUCCUGGACCACCUUGUGACCGUCACGACCAGCCUGGCGAGUCCUUUCCUCACCACUGCCUGCCACACCCUGUGCCCUGACCACCCACCUGCACUGGGCACCCGAAGCAAGUCUGUGCCAGAGCUGUUAGGCACUGCCCCGCCCCCUCCCCCAGUACCCCAACUUCCCCAGGAAGUCCCUGGCCCCCGGGUCUUCAUCCCCUACCAGAGCCCUCAGGGUGUAUUGAGCAUGUGCCAUCAGUGGCUCCAGCCCAGAGAUAGUACCAGCCUCAGGCCCCAAGCCCCUAAGAUCCUCCUCUCCAAGGCACCCUCAUCUGGCAUUCAGUGGAAGCCAGAGCCCAGGUCUGCAGGGAAUCGAAGGCUGUCCCUUCCUGUCUGGAGAUACCAGGAGCUCAGGAUGGAGAGGAGGAGGCAGGAGGAGGCCAGGUUGGCACAGAGCCAGGGGAUGCCGGGAUAGGCCGGGCUGGGAACAGGUAAUCAGGCCCCUCCCUGAGGCUCCUUUGCCCUCUAGAGCCCCUUCUGCCUUCCCAUCCACCUCUGUCAAAGUGACUGUACUCUCAGCCUGUGUACAAGGUUAUUCAUACUGCAUCGUAUGCAACAAUGAAAGAGUGGAAACAACCUAGGUGUCCAUCAAAAGGGGACUGGCUAAAUUGAUUCUGAGUGUAAAUGCUGCACACCCGUAUGAUGUAUUCUAUACAGUGGCAAAACAAGAGUAAGGAAGCUCUUUAUGUUCUGAUGUGAAACUAUCUUCAA
Messenger RNA from Eubalaena glacialis (North Atlantic right whale), 1411 nucleotides. It is a transcript of the gene ANKRD33, whose product is annotated as ankyrin repeat domain 33. The transcript has 4 exons. Bases 66 to 1115 code for a protein of 349 amino acids. Gene Ontology annotation, molecular function: protein binding. The record is from RefSeq and is a predicted model, not a curated record. Lineage: Eukaryota; Metazoa; Chordata; Mammalia; Artiodactyla; Balaenidae. Gene Ontology annotation, biological process: negative regulation of transcription regulatory region DNA binding; negative regulation of transcription by RNA polymerase II.